AUGAAAUUGAUAAUUGUCGCCCUCGCCUUCGUAGCUAUUGCUACUGCCGUUCCCGUGGGAGAGAAGGAACCCCCAAAAAUCGUCCGCUCUGAAUUCAACCAACAACCCGAGGGACAAUAUGAAUUCAACUUCGAGACCGACGAUGGCUCAACCCGCGUUGAAACUGGAGAGCUGAAGGAAGCCUUCGACGAGGAGAACAAGCCCCACCAAGUCAUCGUUGUUCGUGGAUCCUUCUCCUACAUCAACUCUGAAGGCAAACCCGAAACUAUCGAGUACUACGCUGACGAAACCGGAUUCCACGCCAAGGGAGACUCUAUCCCCAAAAGCCCCUCCAGGAGAUAA
Molecule: messenger RNA, 342 nt
Organism: Leptosia nina
Lineage: Eukaryota; Metazoa; Arthropoda; Insecta; Lepidoptera; Pieridae
Source: the annotation of a GenBank genome assembly